Molecule: messenger RNA, 3115 nt
Organism: Glycine soja
Lineage: Eukaryota; Viridiplantae; Streptophyta; Magnoliopsida; Fabales; Fabaceae
Product: beta-adaptin-like protein C
Exons: 15
Coding region: 158-2833 (891 amino acids)
Biological process (GO): intracellular protein transport; vesicle-mediated transport
Cellular component (GO): membrane coat; clathrin adaptor complex
Molecular function (GO): clathrin binding
Source: RefSeq, a predicted model, not a curated record
UCGUCGUCCCCCUUAAAAGUUAAAAGGAAAAGAGGGUGUUCUGUGUUUCCUCCCUUCCCUCCCCUUCCCCGGUCAGCGGUGUUGUUUUGUUCGGAAUCUGAAAUCGGAAAUCGGAAGAAUAGUCUUCACUUCAGAGGCAGAAGAGAAGGGAAAAUCGAUGAGUAGGAACGAUUCCAAGUACUUUUCCACCACCAAGAAGGGUGAAAUCCCUGAGCUCAAAGAAGAGCUCAAUUCUCAGUACAAGGACAAAAGAAAAGAUGCUGUCAAAAAGGUUAUUGCUGCAAUGACUGUUGGGAAGGAUGUCUCAUCACUGUUCACUGACGUGGUGAAUUGCAUGCAAACAGAAAAUUUGGAGCUAAAAAAGCUAGUUUACUUGUAUCUGAUAAAUUAUGCAAAGAGCCAACCUGACCUAGCAAUACUUGCAGUGAAUACAUUUGUGAAGGACUCACAAGAUCCAAAUCCUUUAAUCCGUGCCUUAGCUGUACGGACAAUGGGCUGCAUUCGUGUAGAUAAAAUUACUGAAUAUCUGUGUGAUCCCCUUCAAAGAUGCCUAAAGGAUGAUGACCCAUAUGUUCGUAAGACAGCAGCUAUUUGUGUUGCCAAACUUUAUGACAUAAAUGCAGAAUUAGUUGAGGACAGGGGCUUUUUGGAAUCCCUGAAGGAUUUGAUAUCUGAUAAUAACCCAAUGGUUGUCGCUAAUGCUGUGGCAGCACUUGCGGAAGUUCAGGAAAACAGUAGUAGACCCAUCUUUGAGAUCACCAGUCACACACUGUCGAAGCUCCUUACUGCUUUAAAUGAAUGUACAGAAUGGGGUCAAGUUUUUAUAUUGGACGCUCUUUCUAGAUACAAGGCAGCUGAUGCUCGUGAGGCUGAAAACAUAGUAGAAAGAGUUACUCCUCGCUUACAGCAUGCCAAUUGUGCAGUUGUUCUAUCAGCUGUUAAGAUGAUCCUUCUGCAAAUGGAGCUUAUCACCAGUACUGAUGUGGUUCGGAAUCUUUGCAAAAAGAUGGCCCCUCCUCUUGUGACAUUACUCUCUGCAGAACCUGAGAUACAAUAUGUAGCACUGCGGAAUAUCAAUCUUAUAGUACAAAGAAGACCAACAAUACUUGCUCAUGAAAUUAAGGUGUUCUUCUGCAAGUACAAUGAUCCCAUCUAUGUAAAAAUGGAAAAGUUAGAAAUUAUGAUAAAACUGGCUUCAGACCGAAAUAUAGACCAGGUUCUAUUGGAAUUUAAGGAGUAUGCUACUGAAGUUGAUGUGGAUUUCGUAAGAAAGGCUGUUCGAGCAAUUGGCCGUUGUGCCAUCAAAUUGGAGAGAGCAGCUGAACGAUGCAUUAGUGUUUUGCUUGAGUUGAUCAAGAUAAAAGUUAAUUACGUGGUUCAAGAGGCAAUCAUUGUUAUCAAAGAUAUAUUUAGAAGAUACCCCAACACAUACGAGUCCAUAAUUGCAACACUUUGCGAGAGCUUAGAUACCUUGGAUGAGCCAGAAGCCAAGGCAUCAAUGAUCUGGAUAAUUGGUGAAUAUGCGGAAAGAAUCGACAAUGCUGAUGAACUUCUUGAAAGUUUCUUGGAAAGUUUCCCAGAAGAACCAGCACAAGUCCAACUACAGUUGCUGACUGCUACAGUCAAACUUUUCCUUAAGAAGCCAACUGAGGGCCCACAACAGAUGAUUCAGGUUGUUUUGAACAAUGCCACGGUGGAGACAGAUAAUCCUGAUUUGCGAGACCGUGCAUACAUAUAUUGGCGUCUCCUUUCAACUGAUCCAGAGGCUGCUAAGGAUGUUGUGUUAGCUGAGAAGCCUGUGAUAACUGAUGAUUCAAACCAACUUGAACCUUCUCUACUUGAUGAGCUUCUUGCCAACAUUGCUACACUAUCUUCUGUUUAUCACAAGCCUCCAGAUGCUUUUGUAACUCGUGUACAUUCAGCUCAGAGAACAGAAGACGAAGACUAUGCUGAGGGAAGCGAAACAGGGUUUUCUGAGUCACCUGCAAAUCCUGCUAAUGGUCCUGCAUCACCGCCUACAUCUGCAACAGGUGCACCAGCCACACCUCCAUCUGUUGCACCUGUGCCAGAUUUACUUGGUGAUUUGAUGGGCAUGGAUAAUUCUAUUGUUCCUGUUGAUCAGCCAGUUACUCCUACUGGGCCUCCAUUACCCAUUUUACUACCUGCUUCAACUGGUCAGGGUUUACAAAUUAGUGCACAACUGACUAGACAAGAUGGUCAAAUAUUUUAUAGUUUGUUGUUUGAGAACAACUCUCAGGUUUCACUUGAUGGCUUCAUGAUUCAAUUUAACAAGAACACAUUUGGUCUUGCAGCUGCUGGACCCCUUCAGGUUCCACAGUUGCAACCCGGAAUGUCAGCUAGGACACUCCUCCCUAUGGUUAUGUUCCAGAAUAUGUUGCAAGGUCCUCCUAGCUCAGUUUUACAGGUUGCUGUGAAAAACAAUCAACAACCUGUGUGGUAUUUCAGUGAUAAAAUCUCGUUACUUGUAUUCUUCACCGAGGAUGGUAGAAUGGAACGUUCCAGUUUUCUAGAGACAUGGAGGUCCCUUCCAGAUUCAAACGAGGUUUCCAAGGACUUCCCAGCCAUUGUGAUUGGCAGUGCGGAUGCAACAGUGGAACGACUGGCUGCGUCAAACAUGUUCUUUAUUGCAAAGCGCAAGAAUGCAAACCAGGACGUGUUUUACUUCUCAGCUAAACUCCCUAGAGGGAUACCAUUCUUAAUUGAACUUACCACGUUGACUGGAAACCCUGGCGUCAAAUGUGCAAUCAAGACUCCAAGCCCUGAAAUGUCUGCACUUUUCUUCGAAGCCAUUGAGACUCUUCUCAUGGGUUAAUGUGUUUUAAAUUUUGUUUUUUCUUUUAGUUUUUGUUUAUAUAUUGUUUUUGUUAGAAUAUUUGAUAAAUAUCCUGGACAGGUGUGUUAUAUCUUAUUUGGAAAAAAAAAAUCCAUUGACUUUUGUUGUCCCUGGCUGUAUUUCACUACUGCCAUUUUUGCCGUUAUUGGCACCAUGGAUGCAGUUGUGCUCUUGUAGACAGAUUUUGUUGAGGUUCGACUGCUUGUAGUAUUACGUUCUUUGUAAAGUGAUUAAAUUGUGAUGCUUUUAGUUUUUUCUAUG